Molecule: messenger RNA, 5662 nt
Organism: Dreissena polymorpha
Lineage: Eukaryota; Metazoa; Mollusca; Bivalvia; Myida; Dreissenidae
Product: caspase-3-like
Exons: 11
Coding region: 218-1498 (426 amino acids)
Biological process (GO): regulation of apoptotic process; proteolysis
Molecular function (GO): cysteine-type endopeptidase activity
Source: RefSeq, a predicted model, not a curated record
ACUAAGUUUGCAAAUUUAAAUUUGUUGUUACUUUGCAGCAUUAUUUUAACCAUGUAAAUCUCAUCCAAGUACUCAUAGAACAUUCAAGUCAUAAGAGUGUGUCUCUGUUUUUAUAUGUCCAUAAUUUAUUUGUACUAAACAAGGGAAGUUUACAGGUGAAGAGUUCAAGAAAAAGACUGCUGUGACACAGUGUGAGUUGUGACUGUGAGAAUCUGUCAUGGACCCUGCACAGAAGACAGCCUUAAGGAAGUCUCGAGUUCAUCUGGUCAACCAUCUCGAGAUGAGACAUCUCUAUGAUUACAUACUUAAAGAUGAGCUGUUGACACCAAUCAUGGUUGAAACCAUACAGGCCAAGGAAUGUAGACCAGAUCAGGUGCGGGCUUUUCUUGACAUUCUGCCGCGUCGCGGUCCUACAGCCUACAACAUUUUUCUGAAGAUUCUGACGGAGAGUGGUCAAAAUGCUCUUGCAAAUCACAUCAAACAGGAAUAUGACAGAGAAACUGGCAAUGCAAGCGGUCUCUCUGAGCUGAGUCUUACUCCAGAAUCCUCAUCGGACAAUGAGGACAUGGAAGUGGAAGGUGUAGAAGUAUUCAAGGGCACUUCCCUGAUAACUGCAGUGCAGGAGACAGGCAGUCCAGUUGCUAACCUACCAGACCCCCAGUCCAUCGUGUCCUUGACCUCUCAAGGUAGCUCCGCCUCUCUGGGACCAGGGUACACAGGAAACUAUGAGGAGGAGUACCGCAUGGAGUCAUCUCCACGAGGAUUUCUCCUAAUCAUCAACAACCGCACGUUCAGGGGAGAUCUUGAAGAAAGGGUGGGCACAGAUGUUGACUGUGCAAACCUCAAAUGUCUGUUCCUAAGUCUGGGGUUUGGAGUGGAAUUGAGGACAAAUCUUACUGCAGAGGAGAUCAUUGCCAAUCUGGAGGUGUUGUCACGACAUGAGCAGCUGCCCUCUGUGGACUGUCUAGUGGUUGCCAUACUCACACAUGGGUCGGAUGAUUACCUGUACGGGGUUGAUGAAAUGUUUGUUGAUGUAAACCAUUUGUACGAGAAGUUAAGUGCUACACAGUGCCCUGCCCUUAUUCACAAACCAAAGUUUUUCAUUGUAAAUGCCUGUAGAGGAGAUGCUGAAGACAAAGGCAUCCUUGCUACUCCAAGCAUCGGCAGGUGCUCUGUGGGAGUUGACGUGAACAAGAUACCAGACACAGCCCAGGCAGUCAGACGUAUAGCCAACAUGCAGGACUUCCUUAUUGCUUACUCUACCAUACCUCGGCAUGUGAGCUGGCGACACAAGACAGAAGGAAGCUUCUUUGUACAGGGAUUUGUGAAAGUUUUUAAAGAGUGGGCCUCCACCAUGGAUGUUGUGUCCAUGCUGGUAAAGGUGAACCAUCACGUGUCCAGGAUUGACGAGUAUGCUGGCAUACAGAUACCAAGCCCGCAAGUCAUGUUGACCAAGAAGUGGUACCUUAAUCCACCCAAUGCUGCUUACAGUAGCUGAAAUAUUCCGGGUACCAAGAUCAGAUUAUGACUGUACUUUGGACGCAUUUGUAGUCCCAUUUAUUGGAGACCUUUCUUACUAGAUUCAAGAUUUUAAGGCUACAUCUACAAAACUUAAGAUACUGAUGAGCAGCAAACAGCAUAAAACCUGCACAGACUGCAGGUGACUCGCAGGCUGUUCUGGUUUUAUGUUGUUUGUGCAUAGCCAUUUUCACUUAGGUUCUGAGUGGGAAAGGAUUAACCCUUUCAGUGCGGGAACCGAAUUUUGAAGGCCUUUGCAAACAGUUUGGAUACAGAUGAGACGCCACAGAACGUGGCGUCUCAUCAGGAUCCAAACUGUUUGCUAUUCUGAUAGUAUUCUUUGAAAAAAAAUAUAAGAAAAUGCUAUUUUAGAAAUUCAGCAGAAGACAUUUUAGCAGACGACCAAUUUCCCAGCAUGCAAAGGGUUAAAUAGUCAUGUAUGGAAAUGUGUUCAGUUUGAAAUAUAGAAAAAAUGAGUUAUUAUCGUCACAUUGUGUGGGUUACUAAAGUUUCUGGUCAUUUGAAAUUCAGACAAGAAUGGCCUUAUAGACCUUAUAUUAUACUCAAACAUGGUCAUUAUCUGUACAGAAAAUUAGAUAUUUGUAAAACUGAAUACAUACAUGGUUGGGGUAGAACAUUAUUAGUGGAGAUAAUAGCAUCAAAGCAUCAUAAGUAAAAAAAAAUUUACAGAUCUCAUUGCAGACGUGUAAAUUUCUGUAAAAAAAGGUUGAUUUUCAUGGGAUUUGUAUGAUUCUUUUUUUAACCCUUUGCAUGCUGGGUAAUUUGUCUUCUGCUAAAAUGUCGUCUGCUGAAUUUCUAAAAUUAGCAUUUUCUUCGAUUUUUUUCAAAGAAUACUAUCAGAAUAGCAAACAGUUUGGAUCCUGAUGAGACGCCACGUUCUGUGGUGUCUCAUCUGGAUCCAAACUGUUUGCAAAGGCCUUUAAAAUCCGGUUCCAGCGCUUAAAGGGUUAACUAAGAAUGUUACUAAAUGCUAACUAUGUUAUUGACACUGAAUGUUUAAGUUUAAGUUUCUGUACUUAUCUGCAAUGAAGUCAGUAAAAUUGUGUAAUUGUUGUCUGCUUUUAUCUUUUCAAGAAACUUACAAUACUUGUGCAUGAAAGAGUUACGAUAUUUUAAAUAGUGUGAAUGUUUUUUAAUGUAUUUAAAAAAUUUAAAUGGUGCUUAUGUGAUUUAAAUGUAUUUGCAUUGUAUUGUGAAUGCUGGUUAUUUGACAUACAAUGCCCUUUAUGUGGUGUAUAUAUUUUUUAGCAAAUAUGCCAUUUACAAUGUUGUAUAUUUAUUGUUAAAAUAGUCCUUUACAGUGAUUGUUUGAUUUGUGUAAUUAUACAUAUUUCUUUUGUAUUUAACUGCUAACUAUUAUUGAUAAUCUUUUAAAAUUAAUUGAUCAGGGGGGUAAUAAUGUGAUUGUCAAGAUGGCGAUAUCCAUGCCGAGACAGGUAUUUUUGCUGUUUUAUUCCCUUAUUUACUUUUUUUUUUAAAUACCCAGCCAUAUCAGUAAGACAGUGAUUAGCAUUUAUUUCUAAUUAAUAUUGUCUUCAUAUCUGGACUUUGCUCGGCUACAAAUUUAGUUAGCAGGAGCUGUAGUUAAGUGAAACUUUACUCUGCAUUGACUUUCCCAUCCUAUCAGGUGAUUAUCCCCUCUGUUUAUUGUACAAAUAUUUGUGUUAUCAAUAUUUCUUUUUAUAUUAUUUAUUCGAAUCAUCUUUGUUCUUUAAGUUGUACAUUUUUACAACUUUAUUGUAUAUGAGCCCAACUACAAACGUUUAAAAACAGAGGAUAGUUGUUCCUUAUAAGACUAAGAUCUCCAAAUAUUACAAUAACUUCGCUAUGGACAACCUUAAUGAAAUUUAAACGUAUAGCAAGCUUUCAUGGAUACCUAGCUUGGUUGUUAUUCCUAAAAAAAGGACAUAACUACGUUAUACAUAAAAUAUAUUCUGUUUGGAAUGAGAUAUUGAACUGUAUCUGUUGAAGAGAUAUUGAACUGUAUCUGUCGAUGAGAUAUUGAACUGUAUCUGUCCAUGUAAUUGAGAUAUUGAACUGUAUCUGUCGAUGAGAUAUUGAACUGUAUCUGUCGAUGUAAUUGAGAUAUUGAACUGUAUCUGUCGAUGAGAUAUUGAACUGUAUCUGUCGAUGUAAUUGAGAUGUUGAACUGUAUCUGUCGAUGAGAUAUUGAACUGUAUCUGUCGAUGAGAUAUUAAACUGUAUCUAUCGAUGAGAUAUUGAACUGUAUCUGUCGAUGUAAUUGAGAUAUUGAACUGUAUCUGUCGAUGUCAUUGAGAUAUUGAACUGUAUCUGUCGAUGUCAUUGAGAUAUUGAACUGUAUUUGUCGAUGUCAUUGAGAUAUUGAACUGUAUCUGUCGAUGUAAUUGCGAUAUUGAACUGUAUCUGUCCAUGUAAUUGAGAUAUUGAACUGUAUCUGUCGAUGUAAUUGAGAUAUUGAACUGUAUCUGUCAAUGUAAUUGCGAUAUUAAACUGUAUCUGUCGAUGUAAUUGAGAUAUUGAAGUGUAUCUGUCGAUGUAAUUGAGAUAUUGAAGUGUAUCUGUUGAUGUAAUUGAGAUAUUGAACUGUAUCUGUCGAUGUAAUUGAAAUAUUGAACUGUAUCUGUCGAUGUAAUUGAGAUAUUGAACUGUAUCUGUCGAUGUAAUUGAGAUAUUGAACUGUAUCUGUCGAUGUAAUUGAGAUAUUGAACUGUAUCUGUCGAUAUAAUUGAGAUAUUGAACUGUAUCUGUCGAUGUAAUUGAAAUAUUGAACUGUAUCUGUCGAAGUAAUUGAGAUAUUGAACUGUAUCUGUCAAUGUAAUUGAGAUAUUGAACUGUAUCUGUCAAUGUAAUUGAGAUAUUGAACUGUAUCUGUUGAUAUAAUUGAGAUAUUGAACUGUAUCUGUCGAUGUAAUUGAGAUAUUGAACUGUAUUACUAUCAAAUUUAUCUAGUUAUGUCAAAUAUUCCUUUUAGUUAAAUUUUCUUACAUUACAAGGAAAUCAACGUUGUUCUAUCAAUAUGCACAAAACCAUGUUGACAACAAACCUUUUGGCCCCCCUUCGAAGAAGAGGGGGUAUAUUGUUUUGCACAUGUCGGUCCGUCGGUCCACCAGAUGAAUUCCGGAUGAUGACUCAAUAAAGCUUAGUCCUAGGAUCAUGAAACUUCAUAGGUACAUUGAUCAUGACUGGCAGAUUAGCCAUAUUGAUUUUAAGGUCACUAGGUCAAGGUCACACUGACUCGAAAUAGUAAAAUGCUUUCCGGAUGAUAACUCAAGAAUGCUUAUGCCUAGGAUCAUGAAACUUCAUACGUACAUUGAUCAUGACUUGCAGAUAACCCCUAUUGAUUUUCAGGUCACUAGGUCGAAGGUCAAGGUCACAGUGACUCUAAAUAGUUAAAUGGUUUCCGGAUGAUAACUCAAAAAUGCUUUCGCCUAGGAUCAUGAAACUUCAUAGGUACAUUGAUCAUGACUGGCAGAUGACCCCUAUUAGUUUUCAGGUCACUAGGUCAAAGGUCAAGGUCACAGCGAAUUGAAACAGUAAAAUGGCUUCCUGAUGAUAACUCAAGAAUAAUUAGGCCUAGGAUCAUGAAACUUCAUAGGUACAUUGAUCAUGACUAGCAGAUGACCCCUAUAGAUUUUCAGAUCACUAGGUCAAAGGUCAAGGUCACAGUCACAAAAAACGUAUUCACACAAUGGCUGCCACUACAACUGACAGCCCAUAUGGGGGGCAUGCAUGUUUUACAAACAGCCCUUGUUUUCAAUGUUUUCAAUAAACCAGUUAAUUAAUUGUCGAAAAAAAAUGUUUUGUCCGAUUAGCAUGCAUGCUACAUUAGGCAGAGGGGCUAUUUUACCUUCAAUACCGAAAUUAUAUGAGAACAUAAGUACAUUGUUUUAUAAUGAAUGUUUACACCACACGGAUAAAAAGUAUUUUGUGUGGAUAAAUUACAUUAACAGUAGAAAGAAACAUGUUGAUUUAUAGCAAUGUAGAAACCGUAGACUUUAUAUUAACUUCAUAUUUAUAUUACCAUUAAAGUUAUGCCAAGAAACACAUGUGUAUGUUACAUACUGCCAGACAACUCGAUGUAGAAUAAUUAUUGUAGAACAAUAAACUGUACACGUUUGGUUUCGCCAAACUAUUAUAGUAA